UAAAAUGAAAUAGCUGAAUUCAUAAUGUUGGAAAAUGUUGUGGUUUGUAAAUAGUAAUCUUCUGUGUUGUGAUGAACCACCCAACACUGUGGGAAGCUGCAAAGGGAAUUUCCAACACAAGCUUUUUAUGAUCAGCAGCUUUGGUUACAGGUGUUUUAUGUAAUACACCCACUUGCAAUUUAGGUUAGAUUUCAAGAGAAGUUUGGUCUCGUGCUAGUAUUUUUCUGCAAUGCAUAUAAUAACAAUGAGUAGUUUCACAAGCUGUAUCUUAGUGGUGCUGAAAUGGAAAAUUUUCAUAUGUGUCAAGUCUUGAAUGAGUUCUUAUAAGCCAUGUUUUUGCACCUAAUUUAGUAUUACUUCAAUUUCGUAUAUAUGCCAAUAUGCCAGUCAUGUUCUAACGUGACUAUUUUUUUUUACUCAACUGUUAUGUACCCAUUUCGCCAGAUUGCACUGUGCACAGGCCAAUAGAAGCUGAAAGGAGAAUUGUUUAAGCCACUCUCGUCAGCGGUCAAGGAACAGCGUGAUCAUGUGAACCAAAUCUGCCAUGCCAAAGGAAUGUGUUGAAUUCUAACGAUGCAGCUUUGACAAGUGCAUGUGACUUUGUGCGAGAGCUCAGAUUGGCGAUGGCAGCAGACGCAGAUAGGAUCAAAAACGGGAGACGAUAGGCAGCACGUAAUCGAAAGAAAGAAUGUCAUGUAACUGUCAAGGUUGUGGCGGAGCAAAGUGUGCAACGUUUUUAACCUCCUGCUUAUCUGAAAAAGGCAUUAGAACUGUUGGACCGAACAACGGGGAGAUACUGUGGGAAUGUGACCAACUUGAGUUUUGGGGAGUUGCGUAUCCUGAAGUCAGAUGAGCCGGUCUUUAUCUCCAGCACAGCUUUGGUUCUCAUGCCUGAGAGUCGGCUGCCAACUGCAUUCACAAACCGUCCUCAGAGUAUGCAGAUUGAAUAGGGCACUGUAUGAACAAGGGUAAUUAAGUACAUUGAGUCUGGGAAUCUUUUUCAGACAAGAUUCCCAUUGGCUAUAUACUGUAUAAAGGAGCCAUAGUAAUUGUGGUGUUAGUGCAUUAGUCAGGGAGUAACUGUGUCUUUCUGUCAGUAUGUUUCUUUUAGAUGAGCAGUUAAACGUAAGACAGUCAAACAAUUGUUCCGUCAAUAAGUGGCUGAUGUCAUUUUUGCCAAGAAAUGAAUUAGGUCAUUGGCAGUUAUUUAGUGUCUGGAUAGGCAGUAAAAUGGUUAUAAAGAUCCCGAAAUGAAACGGAAACGAUCUCUUUUACUGCAAUUUAUAAAUGUAUGAAUUUUACCAAAACUGGACCAGAAGGUUUAAGCGAGCGAACAUUUACCCCUUUUUCCACCAAAUAAACUUUGGUUCUUGAAACUCGGGAAACUAUUGUUAUGCAGCACUCCAGUACAGAUACUGUAUUAGUUAGUAGCAUUUUUUAUCAAGUAUUUCUUACUUGUUUUCUUCCUCCUUGUCUUCUUCAUCCUCUGGCCAAAGAUUAGAAUAUGUUAGUUCACUGUCACUGUUCACAUUGGAAAAGCCUUGGUUCCUUUUGGUAACCGAAUUAGGGAAUACUGUUGUAUUUUAUUUUAUUUCAUAGUGGGUGUGAGAACCGGAACAGAACCUGUUCCGUGUUGGUAACAGUAGAUGCACAACCUCUGUUUCUCUGUGUCCUAUAAGCUUAAUGUUGUUUCCUACUCUGCAGGGUAAAAGGUAUUGAUUGGUGACCUGGAUUUUGCUCCUGCCACCACAAGCCAACAUGGGCUUUACAACAUGCUUGAGGAGCGAUAACAAUGAAUUACAAGAAAGUGGCAAAGAUACUUAAGCAAUACAGCAAAUUUUGGCUGGCUAUUAUUUUGGCUUUGCCUAUCUCCUCUCACAAACAACUAAUAUAUUUAAAUUAUUCUUAUUCAGACUCAGAUUUAUAGGGUAGCUUUAUGUAUGCAACUCUUAUCAUUCGCAGGGUGUACAGACUCAGACUUGUGCUAUCAAUCAAGAAAAUAUGAGGUUGCUUUAGUAUUUGUGUAUUGAAUUUUCUUCUCUCCAUCAAACUGUUAACUGCACGUUGUUCUCCUCGUCAUCAUGAAGGAAGGCUGCUUUUAGUUUUGUUUUGAGUCUCCUAAGGUCAAAUCAGAGGGAUGAGAUCAGAGCAGUUUAUUUGAAUAUACAUGUAUCUUGAAAAGCAGUUAAUGGAUAAAUAUGGUGUUAACAGUGGGGUCAGAACCUGCCAUUUGGCCUCUUUGCAGGUGCAUGCAUUAGAGAAAAUAUGUGAGUGCAGGGGAGCUGAGUACGAAUGACUUCAGGCUUUUAGAACAAAUCUACAGGCAUGCACACACACACCCACAGAGGCCGACACGCAGCAAAAGAGAAGGGUAAUUUAAAAGGGAAAAAAAAACUGACGUGGUUUUGUCAUUUGCAUAAUAGUUUAGUUGGAAAAAAGAUAUUGCGUUGUCACCAUUGCUGCCUGCAUCUGUGGGAAGGAUUCCACACAUUCUACGCUAAACAUGAAUCACUGUAUGGAAAUCACAUGAACGCACACGCAGCACACAACCUCUCAGGUAUGUGUUCACACCACGCACAUUCCCUUUCAACUGAACGUGAAGCAGUAUCAUCUGAAUGUGACAAUAGAGAGUGGAGGUGUGUACCAGUUUCAGGGGACUGGUUGAAAAAGGAGGUGUGUCAUAUUAAGUCGGCUGAGGAACAAGCCAAGGCAUGCUCGACAGCUCAGCUCAUAGAACAGGACACUAACACGGUUAAUUCACCCACUAACAAUCAACAUGUUGUGUUUCUAAUAUGCAAAUUCACCGUUCACUUAUUCCCCUAAUAAUGAAAUGGCUUGAAAUAUUCAUUUACUAGAAUAACUGGUAAUGUAACUUCACUUGAACCUUGUUUUAUCUUCUGUUCUGCUGAGUAACCAGGCACCACGUCUUUGAAAGCAACACCACUGCCGACACACAAGUGUGUAUCAGAGUCCAUUUCCUUAUCUCUGCAUUUCCUCCUGGACGGACUCUAGCAGGAGAGGGGCUAAUUAGAUCAUGUCGAAGGCAACCUCUCACUGGCCGCUAAAUGUGAUUUGGAAUAAUUUUCAUUGGUCUCAUUGGAUUAGACUGCUGCUGCUCACUGCAUGGAUAAGGAUUAGGUUAGACGCACACACAGAGUGGACUAAACGAGUUAACAUGGUACCUAGUAUCAUCUCUUUUUUUGGGGGGGGGGGGUUAAUCCUCAAUUGUGUUAAAUCAAAUAAACCUUAAAUACAAAAACUAUAAGCUUCACUUUCUUUUAAAGAAAGUUAAUAUGAAGUAAAUAAGCCAAACACUCACAUAAAUAAACACGCGUACGUCCACACACUCAACCACAGAUGCUUUUGGGGUCAGGAUUUCAAGAAGUCAUCCAUCUCACCAUGUAGUGGUCCCCCUGCAGGAAGAAGCAGGACUGUUACGAGUCUGCCGCUCAACCCACAACCUGCUGUGGUGUGAAAUCCUGUGCUUCACUGAGACAUGCAAGGCUGUGCCACUGCAAGCUCUUAUCAGGACUUCACAUGUAGAAAAUACCUCCUAUAUGGAGUCUGGAUUAUUGUAGACUGACCUGUUUGUACUGACUGACGCAUGUGCAGGAGUGAAUCAAACACCACUCUGGAAAAUUCACGGUGCACUUUUUGGCAUGUGGGCACAGAAUGUUGAGCACUGCAAUGUUGAUAUUUUUGGGUUCUACCCACCUAUCUGCAGCCAGCAUGUUGUAGGUGUGCUGCACUGAAGAAGCGGCGUGAAAUGGGUGUUGGGGUGGGCAGUUGUUGCCAGGGGAGGUGGUAUGUUAUUUUCAGUCCAUUGUGUCUACUUCCUGUGGGUCAGGGGUUAUUGGAGCAGGGUGUUGCAGACUUUACGGAGUAAGAGGAGGGGAGGGAAGUCAGCAGUGUAGGCAGGAAAAGUGGCCAUACUCGCUCGACAACAGUGGCUGGUCAGCAGCUGGCUUACCUCGCUUCCCUCAAAACAUUUUGCUCCGGGCAAAGCUUGGACUCUUCAGAACCAGGCAUGGAAGAAGCGGUGGUUUGUACUUCGCAGUGGCCGUCUGACCGGCGACCCAGAUGUGUUGGAGUACUACAAGAAUGACCAUGCCAAGAAGCCCAUCCGCGUGAUUGAUCUCAACUUGUGCGAGCAGGUGGAUGCUGGGCUGUCGUUCAAAAAGAAGGACUUGGAGCACAGCUUCAUAUUCGACAUCAAGACCAUCGACCGUGUCUUCUACCUGGUGGCUGACACCGAAGACGAGAUGAAUAAGUGGGUUUGCUGCAUCUGCGACAUCUGUGGUUUUAACCCAACCGAUGACGAAGCUGCAAAAGCUGCUCACCAGUCAGCCAUCGGAGGCCUGGUAGUGGACACGCCCCCACAUCCAUCAUUGGGUCACAUUGUCGGUCAAGCAGCUAUACUGACCAACGUGCCGCCUCCUUACCAGCCGGUCAGUGUGCGGCACCUGGACUCUCAGUCCAGUUCAGAGGAGCCUCAGGAUUAUCUGUGGCUCGUCAACUGUGAGAGUAAAAAGCCUGAACCCAACAGCUCAGUGCUGCUUCACUCUCCAUUGGAGGGAGACCAGGAGUAUUUGCUCCUGGAGGAGUGUGAGAGCAAGACUCUUCCUCCACAGGCUUGUCUAGCCCAUGCUGAGUGUUCCAAGUCUACCUCUUCAGAGACAGACCUGAAUGACAACCUCCCCUCUCACCGCACGCCUACGUCCUCCACCUCCUCAUCUAAACACACCUCGCACAACGGCUUCUUUCCCCAGCACCCGACCCCUGCCUCCACCUCUCCCAUCUACGACUCUCCCCCAUCACGCGGUGCCUCGCUCUCGACCGACGCCGGCCUUUACCACCUCCCUCGCAGCUACUCGCAAGACAACGUUGUGCUCCCUAAGUCAGCCUCCUCGCCUCCAGCCCACCCAGACGGCGGGGAUGCCUCGGAGCUUUACGUCUUCAACACACCUUCGAGGAAGCCCUCGAUGGAGUCACAGUUGCGCAACCUUUCCAUUAGUUAUGAUAUUCCACCCACACCUGGUGCAAACUGUACCUACCAGGUGCCCCGCACGUUGUCAGUGUCGACAGGUGUUGGAGGCUCAGAGGGUGGGGGAGAUGUAGUCCCCCCUCCAAGACCACCCAAGCCUUCGCUCAGUUCCAUCUCAGGACCCCCACCCCCCCCUGCUGAGCGCUCACCCACGGACACCUACUGUGUGCCCCGCUCAGCCUCAGAGACUGAUGGGAACUACUGUGUGCCUACUAGCGCUGGGAAUAAGACCUUACGCAGCAACACUAUUGGCACUGUGGACAGUUCACGCCUCCGCAAAGAUUUUGGAUCCCAGGACUGCUACGACAUUCCUCGAUCAUUCCCCUCCGAAAAAAGCUGCUCGUUUGAUUUCAAUGAAAGCUUCAACAGCUACUUCAAAAACAAAGGAAUGAUGCCAGUGGGCAGCCAGUCCACAGAAGAGGUCGACCAGAACUACGUACCCAUGAGUGCCAACUCGCCGUCACAUCAUCACUCGGGCAGUUUGUCAGAGCCAACGCACGAACCCAACUAUGUGCCCAUGACUCCGAGCACCAUGGAGUUCUCCUCUCUGGGAAAGCAGGUGCCCCCGCCCGCACACAUGGGGUUUCGCUCGAGUCCCAAGACCCCCCCUCGCAGGCCGAUACUCAUCGACUGCCAGCCCCCUCCUGUGGACCGAAAUCUCAAACCUGAUCGCAAAGGUCAGAGUCCUAAAAUAAUAAGAGCAAAAGGUGUUGGUUUAGAGCGAACCGACUCUCAAACCGUAGGUGAAUUCCCAAGGGGACGACGCAAGGGAAAACCCGCUCCACUGGAGAUCAAACCGCUGCCAGAGUGGGAGGAGCCCUGUACGCCUGUCCGCUCGCCUGUCACACGCUCAUUCGCUCGAGAUCUCUCUAGGUUUCCAAUGCCAGCGAGACCCCCGUCAGUGCAUAGCACGGCCUCCAGCACUGACUCCGAGGAGUGUGAAGAGAAUUAUGUAGCCAUGGUCCCUAAUAUGUCCACAGACGAACCAAACAUGAAGCUUGUUGCGCCCAUGACCGCGGAUGGUGGUAGCAGCCCCAUGGUGAAGCCAAAAGGAGACAAACAGGUGGAGUACCUGGAUUUGGAUCUUGACCCCGGCAAGUCCACCCCACCUAGAAAGAUGAAAAGCAAUGGAACUGGUAUGGCAGCAUCAGAUGAGCGUGUUGACUAUGUGGUUGUGGACCAGCAACGAACACAGGCCCUUAAGAGCACUCGGGAGGCCUGGAACGAUGGCCGCCAUUUAGCGGAGACAGACACCCUUUCCAAAGGAACCAAGUGACCCUGUCGCCUUAACCACCAAGCCACCCUUCAAACCCACAAACCACUGGGCCAUUUCCCCCUCGUGUUGGAUCUGGUUUGUGCUUUGGGCCGGUCCAGCCGUCACGUUCCACCUCAACAGGAUCCUUUUGUGUGUCGGGGCCAGUGGAGCUUCAUAGCCACUCAACUGUCUUUAGUUUACAUUGCUGUCAGGCCAAAAACAGCACUGUGUGUACAGUUGUGGGAAGACGUGCGCGCCAGAAAUAAGCUGUGUGCAGUAUGAGAGCAGGUGGAACGACUGGACUUGUCCUCCGGGUUUGACUUAAGUAGACUGAUGAACUUUGAACAUUCACUGCCUCCUAUAUUGGAUUAUGUUUUCUUUUGUUUUGUUCACCUUUCAAUGGCCGGAUGCGCUGAACCAGAGUUAACAUUUCCUUAAAUUAUAAUGCUGUUUGGUGUUGUUUUGAAGUGUAAGAGAAAUCACUUGAUAACAUGAUCAUAAUACAAUGCAACACUGGUUAGCACAGUUAGCGGCGUUUAACUUUCAGUUGAUCCUGUUGGAGCGGGGUGAAGUUUCCCUGGGCACCAUCCACAGCUCAGUUUUACUCCCUUUUUAGCAGAAACUGCCUGAGGCAACUUCAAACCAGAUCCCUAAGUUUUUCCUUUUUUCUUUUUUAAUGCAAAGGCAGUUGAACUUGUUCAUUUUACAUGUAACCAAGUGCUCAAGUGAAGCUUUGGAUUCACUCAAGGUUUAAUCCACUGAACAUGAUUUGAUGUCCAUUUACUUUGUGAGUGGAGAUGCUUCAAUCUGUUAAAAUGGAAGUGCAAAGACUGUACAAAAGUGUUAUGUAUAUAAACAGGAAAAGUGUCCUUUAUUUGUAUGGAAUAUCCAGUGUGUUUGGCUCGAACGUAUGUGGAUUCUGCAGGGUAGAAUCCUGUGCCUUUCUACGGUGGUAUCAGGACUUGUGAUUAAUGAAUGAAUUACUGUGAGUUUUUAGAACGUGACAGGUUUUCUAUAAGUUAUGCAAAGGUAUCAAACUUAGGCUACAGAGAAAAAAUAUCAGGUACUCCUCAUAAAUGCAAACUAAUACAACUAUCCACUUCUAAUUUAUUUCUCAAUUUAUUUCAUCAGGUGGCGUCAUGUCCACUUUUAGCUCAGUAUUGUUGAUUCAUAUGGAGGAACAUUUGCUAUAGUCUGUUAAAAUGCUUAGUUUGACGAAUGCCGGUCAAUUAGUUUCACAAGUUCAUUGAUAUUCCUCAUUUCUCUCUCCUCUUAGGAUUAAUUUAAUUCUAAAAUUGAACAGGCUUACAGUGUUGGGAGAUCCGACUGCCUCAUCAACUUGAUACAUCUUUCAUAGACGGUGAAAAAGUCUUUGUCUGCGUAGAUCUGUGCUUUACUAACCUGUGAACUCUCAGUCCCGAGCAUGUGCUGCCACAAGAUAAAAUCAUUGCUGUACAUAUUUUGCCAUCAGUUAGAUUAACAUAUAUCAUUUGUUAAAAAAAAAUGUGCCUACUAAGUCGUCUUCAUUCUACUUCACUCUUUCCUUACUGCAGUCUCUUUGUGACGCAGACUGCAAAGCUGAUGACGCUUUAUCUUUUUUAAUGAAUCUCAACAGAGAAUGUAAAUUUUAAAAGUUGACUAAAUAAAAUCAAACCUCUUAA
Molecule: messenger RNA, 7960 nt
Organism: Hippoglossus stenolepis (Pacific halibut)
Lineage: Eukaryota; Metazoa; Chordata; Actinopteri; Pleuronectiformes; Pleuronectidae
Gene: gab1
Product: GRB2-associated binding protein 1
Exons: 13
Coding region: 4263-6320 (685 amino acids)
Source: RefSeq, a predicted model, not a curated record